AUGAAGCUCUUAUCAACCGCCGCUACAUUCCUCCUCUGCGUCGCCCCCUUCUCUACCGCCCGGUCUUUGGACUUCUUCAACUCUCAAACCCCCAUCAAAGCAGAGAAUGAGGCUGUGAAGGGCGAUAACCCUCUGGUGUACUGCAAUAACCCUUCAAACUAUAUUCUGCAAAUAGAGCGUGUGGACCUCACGCCUAACCCUCCCCUGCCUGGGAAGACACUCACCAUCGAAGCUACGGGUACUUUGAAUGAGAAGAUUGAAAAGGGUGCUUAUGUGAAUCUGGAAGUCAAAUACGGCCUGAUUACUCUUGUCAGGCAGACGGCCGAUCUGUGUGAGCAGAUCGUCAAUGUUGACCUUGAAUGUCCUCUGGAGAAGGGCGAGAUGACCUUGACUAAACAAGUUGAGCUGCCCAGACAGAUCCCUCCGGGCAAGUACAAUGUGCAUGCCGACGUUUACACCAAAGACGAUAAGCAUGUUACCUGCCUUGAGGCGCAUAACAUCGAGUUUAAGGCGGGCUUUAUCUGA
Aspergillus welwitschiae is the source of this 525-nucleotide messenger RNA. RefSeq names its product ML domain-containing protein. Bases 1 to 525 code for a protein of 174 amino acids. The transcript is spliced from 3 exons. Gene Ontology annotation, biological process: intracellular sterol transport. NCBI's taxonomy places the organism in Eukaryota, Fungi, Ascomycota, Eurotiomycetes, Eurotiales, Aspergillaceae. Gene Ontology annotation, molecular function: sterol binding. The record is from RefSeq and is a predicted model, not a curated record.